UGCGACCCCGCCAAGCCGAAAAAUGAGGGGCGCCCUGUCCCGACCGCUGCUGCUCCAGUUGGUGCUGCUGCUGCUGCUGUCGCCUUCGAGGGACCGAGUGCGCGCCGCGAAGCCCCAGGCCCCGGGCUAUUUGAUCGCUGUGCCCUCUGUCUUCCGCCCGGGAGUGCAGGAAGUCAUCAGUGUGACCAUCUUUAAUUUCCCCAAGGAAGUCACGGUCCAGGCUCAGCUGGUGGCCCAGGGCGAGGCGGUGGCCCAGAGCCAGGGAGCUGUCCUGGAUAAAGGAACCAUCAAACUCAAGGUCCCCACGGGCCUCCGCGGCCAGGCGCUCCUGAGGGUGCAGGGCCACAGCCCGUGGGCGGAAGAGGGCACCCUCUUCCACAACCAGACCUCGGUGACGGUGGACAGCCGAGGGGCCUCUGUGUUCAUCCAGACCGACAAGCCCGUCUACAGGCCCCAGCACCGAGUGCACAUCAGCGUCUUCACCGUGUCCCCAGACCUGAGGCCUGUCGAUGGGAAGGUGGACGCGUACGUCCUGGACCCCCGCGGCUCUCGGGUGGUGGAGUGGCGGUACCUGAAGGCGCCGUGCUGCGGCGUCACCAACAUGAGCUUUCCCCUGUCCGACCAGCCCGUGCUGGGGCAGUGGUCCGUCUUUGUGGAGACGCAGGGCCACCUGUACAACAGGUCCUUUGAGGUCCAGAAGUACGUGCUGCCCAGGUUUGAGCUCCUGAUCGCCCCUCCCCCGUACAUCCGAGACCUGGACGCCUGUGAGAAGGCCACCGUGCAGGCCAGGUACACCUUUGGGAAGCCCGUGUCCGGGACCUUAACGAUCAACAUGACUGUGGACGGAGUGGGGUACUACAGCCACGAGGUGGGGCGCCCCGUCCUCAGAACCACGAAGAUCCUGGGCUCCCAGGCCUUUGACAUCUGCGUGAGGGACCUGAUCCCGGUGGACGUUCCCGAGCACUUCCGGGGCAGGGUCAGCAUCUGGGCCACAGUGACCAGUGUGGAUGGGAGUCAGCAGGUGGCCUUCGACGACUCCACCCCUGUCCAGAGGCAGCUGGUGGACGUCCGCUACUCCAGGGACACGCGGAGACAGUUCAAGCCAGGCCUGGCCUACGUGGGGAAGGUGGAGCUCUCCUACCCCGACGGCAGCCCAGCCCAGGGCGUGACGGUGCAGGUCAAGGCGGAGCUGAUGCCCAGGGACAACAUCUACACCCGCGAGUUCCUGUCCCAGGGUGGGCUCGUGCGGUUCGAAAUCCCCUCCAUCCCCACGUCGGCCCAGCGAGUGUGGCUAGAGACCAAGGUGACGGCACUGGACGGGAAGCCCGUGGGGGUCCAGUACCUGCCCAGUUACCUCGCCCUUGGCAGCUGGUACUCCCCCAGUCAGUGCCACCUGCAGUUACAGCCGCCCUCGCGUCCCCUGCAGGUUGGGGAGGAGGCCCGUUUUUCUGUGCAGUCUACGUGUCCCUGUAACUUCACCCUGUACUACGAGGUGGCCGCUCGGGGCAACAUCGUGCUCUCCGGCCAGCAGCCCGCCCACAUCACCCUGCAGCGGAGCAGGCGGGCAGCCCCGGCUCCAGAGAAGCCCAUUCGCUUGACGCACCUUUCGGAGACGGAGCCCCCUCCGGCCCCAGCCGCCGAGGUCAACGUGUGCGUGACCUCUCUCCGAUUGGUCGUGACCCCUGGCAUGGCCCCGCUUGGCCGCCUGCUGGUUCUGUACGUCAGGGAGGAUGGAGAAGGGGUCACCGACAGCCUCCAGUUUGCAGUCGAGAAUUACUUCGAAAACCAGGUUUCACUGACAUAUUCAGCAAACGAGACCCGUCCCGGGGAGGUGGUGGACCUCCGGGUCAGGGCCGCGAGGGGCAGCUGCGUGUGUAUUGCCGCGGUGGACAGGAGCGUCUACCUGCUCAGGUCUGGGUUUCGGCUGACUCCGGCCCAGGUUUUCCGGGAACUGGAAGACUACGACGUUUCCGACGCCUUCGGUGUGUCCAGGGAGGACGGAGCGUCCUGGUGGGCGGGGCUGACCGCUCGACGGCGCCGGCGCUCCUCGGCCUUCCCGUGGCCCUGGGGUGUCACCAAGGACUCGGGAUUUGCCUUCACCGAAACAGGACUAGUGGUGAUGACCAACAGGGUCAGCCUGAACCACCGGCAGGACGGCAGCCUCUACACCGACGAGGUUGUCCCGGCUUUCCAGCCCCACACAGGGACCCUGGUGGCCGUGACGCCUUCCAGGCAACCCCCCAGAGCAGAGAAGAGGAAAAGGACGUUCUUCCCCGAGACGUGGCUUUGGCGGUGUGUCAACGUCAGUGACCCGUCAGGGGAGGAGACCCUCAGUCUGCAGGUGCCUGACUCCAUCACCAGCUGGGUGGCGGAGGCCGUGGGCCUCUCCGCCUCACGCGGCCUGGGAAUCGCCGAGCCCGCCCUGCUGAAGACCUUCAAGCCCUUCUUCCUGGACUUCACGCUGCCACCUCUUGUCGUCCGCGGGGAGCAGGUCAAGGUCCCACUCAGUGUCUACAACUACUUGGGCACCUGUGCUGAGGUGCACGUGAAGAUCUCCGUGCCCAAGGGCGUCCAGCUGGUGGGGCACCCCGGCAGACGGCACCUGACCCAGGAGAUGUGUGUGGCCCCCGGGGAGACGGGACCCACCUGGGUGGCCCUGUCCUUCAGCAACCUGGGGCUCAGCAACAUCACAGCCAAAGCCCUGGCCUAUGGAGACGCCGGCUGCUGCCGGGACGGGAGGCCCAGCAGACACGCAGAGGACGGUCCCCCCGACGGGAGGGUCCCCGCCGGGGCGGACCACGUCCGGCGCAGCCUGACCGUGGAGCCUGAAGGGGCGCCGCGGUCCUACACCUACAGUGCUUUCUUCUGCCCCAACGAGAGACUCCACAUCUCCACCCCCAACAAAUACGAGUUUCAGUAUGUGCAGCGGCCGCAGCGUCUCACCCAUUUCGAUGUGGCCGUGCGAGCACACAACGACGCCCGUGUGGCCUUGUCCCCGGGGCCCCAGGACACAGCGGGCAUGAUCGAGAUCGUCCUGGGGGGCCACCAGAACACCAGGUCAUGGAUGGCGACCAGCAAGAUGGGUGAGCCCGUGGCCAGCGCCCACACGGCCAAGAUCCUCUCCUGGGACGAGUUCAGGACGUUCUGGAUCAGCUGGCGCGACGGGCUCAUCCAGGUUGGCCAUGGUCCAGAGCCAUCCAACGAGUCCGUCAUCGUGGCCUGGGCCCUCCCGAGGCCACCGGAGGUCCGGUUCAUUGGCUUCUCCACUGGCUGGGGCUCCGUGGGCGAGUUCCGCCUCUGGCGGAAGAUGGAGGUGGAGGAGAGCUACGGCGAGGCCUUCACCCUGGGGGUCCCCCACGGGGCCAUCCCUGGGUCUGAGCGGGCAGCUGCUUCCCUCACAGGUGGCAUUGUGGGGGGGUGCCAGGCCCGGGCCCUGCAGGCAGCCCCGGGGCAGCUGUUCAGCAGAACCGGUCCCCUUCUUCCCAUAGGGUACCAGCGCCAGCUGACCUACAGGCACCAGGACGGAUCCUACAGUGCCUUCGGGGAGCGGGACACGUCGGGGAGCAUGUGGCUCACAGCCUUUGUCCUGAAGUCCUUCGCGCAGGCUCGGAGCUUCAUAUUCAUCGACCCCCAGGAGCUGGCCGCCGCCAAGGGCUGGAUCAUCCAGCAGCAGGGAGCUGACGGCGCCUUCCCCGUGGUGGGCAGGAUCCUGAACAAGGACAUCCAGGGUGGGAUCCACGGUACAGUCCCGCUGACGGCCUACGUGGUGGCUGCUCUCCUGGAGACUGGCACAGUGUCCGAGGAGGAGAGGGCCGCCGUUGCCAAAGCAAGACGCUUCCUGGAGUCCAGGGGGCCCCUGGCCACAGAUCCCUACAGCCAUGCUCUGACCGCCUACGCGCUGACCCUGCUCCGCAGCCCCGCAGCCCCUGAGGCCCUGCGCAGACUCCGCAGCCUCGCCAUCACGCAGGGUAGGUGUUCCCUGGCCACCAACCCGGAGGCCACCAUGUGGGACAGCCCACUCUUACUGUGGCCGGGCCCAAGGCAGACCUCAACAGGACAUCAGCCAUGGGCUCCAGGGGACAAGGGGGACCAUGAAUCCUCCUCAGGUCCCCGCCCCCUCCCCUCUCUGGGAAGGUGGCUGCACACAGGGUCUUCCAACAUGGCCGUCCUCGAGGUGCCCCUGCUGUCCGGCUUCCGGGCUGACGUGGAGAGCCUGGAGCAGGUGAGGCGUGCUGCUGGCGGGGGUGGCCAGGGCCGGACCCUACCUCGUCCCCCAGGCUGGUCCCCGGGCGAGCUGGGCCCCGCGGUGGCCCCUGAGGAGGGGGCGGCGAUUGCACGCUGCGGCUGCGCUCGCGACUGUGGCGCCCACGCGGACCCCGUGUGCGGCUCGGAUGGCGUGGUCUACACCAGCGCCUGCCACCUGCAGGAGGCCGCCUGCCGCCGGCGCGCGCACCUGGAACCCGUGCCCCCGGGUCUCUGUGCCCUCGCCCUGGCCCCUUCAUCUUCCUGCUCCCGUCUCCCCUCUCCGCCUGCCUGUGCCGCCCCUGCCCGGUCCUUGCCUGCUGCUCACCCACCCGCUGUGCUCCUGGUUAGCCUCCGCCCUCCUGUCUCCCCACACCUCCCUCCUACUUCCCCGCGUUUUUGUGCAGCUCUUUCUGGGUCUCCCCCGGCCUCACUCCACCUUGGUGACCAGUCAGCCUCUCACAGGUUCCCCGGGCUCAGGCUCCCUCGCCUCUCCCACCUCUCCUCCCCCCAUCUCCAUCUUUCUGUCUUUUGAUUCCAGGUGGAUGACCUUGUCCCUUGGCUGGCUGGCUGCCAUGCCAUCUCUGUUUGCACCCUGCUCUCUGUCUUGCUAAGUCUCUCCCACCUUCAUCUCACCUUGGAGUCCUUCUGCACUCCUUCCCCAUGUCUGCCCCUGGGUGUCCCCUCUUCUCUGGUCUGGGGCCUUCUCCUCCCCCUCUGUCACUCUGGGCUCAGCAUGUACCUCCUCCUCUCCCUCACCCUGUGUCCCUCUGGACCGCCAGCAAUCCCGUCCCUUCCUGCAGCACCUCCUGGACCAGGCCCCCCCUCCCUUCCAGAGCAGC
Molecule: messenger RNA, 5084 nt
Organism: Ictidomys tridecemlineatus (thirteen-lined ground squirrel)
Lineage: Eukaryota; Metazoa; Chordata; Mammalia; Rodentia; Sciuridae
Source: RefSeq, a predicted model, not a curated record